AUGUAUUCUGUUAAGGAUGCAUAUAGGCAGAUUGUUGGAGAUUUUGUGCAUAAUCCUGCUACUUUUGAUAAAUGGAUUACAUUGUGGAAAUUGAAAGUUCCCGCCAAAUGGAAAACUUUCUUGUGGAGAGCUUUGUGUGAUAUUCUCCCUACCACAAACAACCUGAUUAUAAGAAGAGUGGAAGUGGAUCCAACAUGCCCUAUGUGUGAUAUAUCUCAUGAACAUGUUAUGCAUACACAUACUACUUGUGACUAUUCUAAAAUAGUAUGGAAUAUUUCGGGUUUGCCUGUUACAAAUAUUGUUGCUACUACUUUUCCAGAAUGGCUAAUGGGUGCGAUGAUCAACUUAACAGAGGAACAACUUGCCAUGAUGGUCGGGGUUCUUUACCACUUGUGGAAUGCCCGAAACGAUGCUGUAUGGAGACGAGCCCUGCCGCGACCACCCGCUACGUGGAGGCGAGCCGCGGCUGCCAAGGCUGCGUAUAACGAGGCGCACUGCCCUGGCGGAUCUCGCACCCCGCUGCUGGCUGCACCAUUGCCGCAAGGCCGCCCACGCUGCUUCUUCGAUGGAGGAUAUCGCCCGCACUCGGGCGAUGCAACUUAUGGUAUUGUACUGGUUCACCCGGAUGGCUCUUUCAAGGCGGAAACAAAUGGCAAACUACCGGGUUGUUUCUAUUAG
Messenger RNA from Ipomoea nil (Japanese morning glory), 678 nucleotides. RefSeq lists its product as uncharacterized. Bases 1 to 678 code for a protein of 225 amino acids. The transcript has 2 exons. NCBI's taxonomy places the organism in Eukaryota, Viridiplantae, Streptophyta, Magnoliopsida, Solanales, Convolvulaceae. The record is from RefSeq and is a predicted model, not a curated record.